This is a messenger RNA of Dermatophagoides pteronyssinus (European house dust mite), 2886 nucleotides long. RefSeq names its product serine/threonine-protein kinase PAK mbt (gene mbt). Gene Ontology annotation, molecular function: ATP binding; protein serine/threonine kinase activity. Gene Ontology annotation, biological process: protein phosphorylation. The record is from RefSeq and is a predicted model, not a curated record. NCBI's taxonomy places the organism in Eukaryota, Metazoa, Arthropoda, Arachnida, Sarcoptiformes, Pyroglyphidae.
CACCUUGGCCACGGUCGUCGUCAUCAACAUCAUUAUCAUUAUUAACAUCGACGUUGUUAUUUCAAAUUUGUUUUUUUUUUGUUUGUAUUCAAAGAAUUUUUUUCUAUAUUCAAAAGUAAAUUAAUUCAGCAUAAUAACCGAAAACAAAACAAAACGACAACGACAAGUUAAUAUUGAUAUUUUUCUUAUUGUUCCAUUAUCAUCAUUUGGAUUAAAAUCCACAGCGAAAAAAAAAAUGUUUGGUAAAAAGAAAAAGAAGCCAUUAAUAUCGGCACCAACAAAUUUUGAACAUCGUGUUCAUACCGGAUUCGAUCGUAAAGAAGGAAAAUUUGUCGGUCUUCCACCACAAUGGCUUUCACUUAUACAUGGUGGUAGUAAUAAUAAUGGUGGUGGUAAUUCAAAUCGUCCAAAACCGAUAAUCGAUCCAUCCAAUAUAACACCAACCGAAAUAAUGGAUAUUAAAAGUCAUACAAUUGUUCGUGGUCAAAAUUCUUCGGUUAAUGUUGCUACAGCAUUUAUUGCGGCAAAUAAUAAAGAUAUAAAUAAUAGCGGUGGUUUACAAUUAUCAAGCCGAAGUUUAGUAUCACGUUCAAAUUCAUUACGUCGAAUUGAAUCACCACAACCAUUGAAAAAGAAAUUUAAUCAAUUUAAUCAACAACAGAAUUUUAUUGAACAACAACAGCAUAAUGAAAAUGUGAUAAAUCAUCAAAAUGAUAUUCAUAAUCAUUAUCAUCAUCAUCAACAACAGCAACAACAACAACAAAUGCUGAUGCCAAAUAAUCAACCUCCAAUACGUCCAUUUAAUCUUCAUCAUCAUCAAAAUCAUAAUAAUCAUCAACAACAAGUUCCAUUACAACAAACAAUGACAACAUUAAAUUCAACAAUGGAUUCAAUACAUCAAUCAUCAUCAUCACCAUCAUCAUCAUCAACAACCAUAAUGAAUCCAUUAUUAAGUACAGCAAAUAAUUUUAUGAUGGCAAAUAAAAUAUAUCCGGCACGUAAUCCUGCACCGGUUUUUCAAUAUCAAGUUCCUCCACCACCACAACCACCACCAAUAUCAUCAUCAUCAUCAUCAUCAAUACAUUCGAAUGGACAUUUUGUACAAAAUGGUGGUAAUAAUAAUAAUAACAUUAAUAAUCAUCAUCAUAAUAUGAUGAAUCAACAACAACAACAACAACAACAACAUCAAUCAACAAUGAUGUCAAGAAAUAAUUUUAAUUCAAACAAAAUCCGUUAUGGUAUAUUGCCACAAGUUCAACAGGCAAAUUUUAUUUCGCAUAAUAAUAAUAAUGCUAAAAUUGUAACAAAUCUAUCAAAUAAUAAUAAUGCUAAUUAUCAUAGUAAUCAUCAUCUACAACAACAACAGCAGCAGCAGCAGCAAUCAUUACCAAAUCAAAUGAAACAACAAACAAUGAUUUAUCAACAUCAACAGGAAAAUAAUCCUGAUCUAAUUUCAACAGCAACAACAACAACAAAUUUAAAUAAUCGUAUUAUGAAUUCAACUAAUAAUAAUAAUAAUAAUAAUAAUAAUAAUGCUCAUCAUUUUUCAUCAAAUAAUUAUAUUAAUCAAGUUAAUCAAAAUCUAUCUAAUAUGACUAUACAGACAAAAUCAAUGAAUCAUUCAAAAUUAAAUGGUUCAUCUCAACAUCAACAUCAUACACAGGAAACACAAUUAAUGAAUGGUGGUGGUGGUGGUGGUGAAAUGACUGGCAUACAACAUUAUAAUAAUAAUAAUAAUCAUCAUCAAAAUGUUACGAAUGCAUCAACAGCUAAAUCAAUGAUUAUAAAUAAUAUGCAACAUGGUAAUGUUUCAACAACAAAUCCAACUACAACAACGAUGGCAACAACAACAACAACAACAUCCGCAGCAUCAGCAACAACAAUAAAUUCAUCAACAGUUACUUCGGCAACUAUUCAACAACAGCAACGUGUUACACAUGAACAAUUUCGUGCAGCAUUACAAAUGGUUGUAAAUCCUGGUGAUCCAAGAGAAUAUUUGGAAAAUUUUGUUAAAAUUGGUGAAGGAUCAACCGGUAUUGUAUGUAUUGCCUAUGAUAAAUCACAACAACGACAAGUUGCUGUGAAAAAAAUGGAUCUACGUAAACAACAACGACGUGAAUUAUUAUUCAAUGAAGUGGUCAUUAUGCGUGAUCAUCAUCAUCCAAAUAUUGUUGAAAUGUAUAAUUCAUUUUUGGUUGAUGAUGAAUUAUGGGUUGUUAUGGAAUUUCUUCAAGGAGGAGCAUUGACCGAUAUUGUUACACAUGCAAGAAUGGAUGAAGAACAGAUUGCCACUGUUUGUAAACAAUGUCUUAAGGCAUUAUCAUAUCUACAUUCACAAGGUGUCAUACAUCGUGACAUUAAAAGUGAUUCAAUAUUGUUAGCCAGUGAUGGACGGGUAAAAUUAUCGGAUUUUGGAUUUUGUGCCCAAGUAUCGAAUGAAUUACCAAAACGAAAAUCUUUAGUUGGCACACCAUAUUGGAUGGCCCCUGAAGUAAUAUCACGUUUACCAUAUGGACCAGAAGUUGAUAUAUGGUCAUUAGGAAUAAUGGUCAUCGAAAUGAUUGAUGGAGAGCCACCAUUUUUUAAUGAACCACCAUUACAGGCAAUGCGACGAAUCAGAGAUAUGCCACCACCAAAAUUGAAAAAUUUACAAAAAGUUUCAUCGAAUCUUUUGAAUUUUUUGGAAAAAAUGUUGAUACGUGAUCCAAACAAACGAGCUACUGCUACUGAAUUAUUACAGCAUCCAUUUUUACGAUCAGCCGGUCAGCCAAAAUUAUUGGUACCAUUAAUGAGACUUUCCUAAUCAAUCUAAAUUAAUUAAUUGUUUAUUUUUCGAAAAAAAUCAUCUUUUUUUCAGUAUUUUUUUUUGUGAUUGUAAAUGUUUUU